AUGCGAGUUGUUUCUCCCGGUGGGCAGCAUCUAGAGCCACAGAUCGUGCGUGUCAGCUCCCCAGGCCGCCAGCCAUAUACUGUCCCAUCGAUCGCCGGUACUGCGCAGUAUGAAACGCCCGGAUAUCCUCCCGAGACUCGGCCAAUCCUUCAAGCAGCUGGUGCUCCUGCACAUCCAGGCCGCGUAGCUUUCGAAGAGCCACAACAGCCGUAUCCCUCUCAUCCUCUCACUUCAGCUGAUCAACCUAGUCACCCGGAUUACGGUCCCGAGCCCACUGAUCAUGGUUAUGGGGCAGAACCGCCUACCGGGGUGCCUGCCUACACAGGGGAGCCAUCCCCGCCUCAACAAGCGUCUCCGCCACGCGCUGCCGCUCAGCCUCCUGUAGAGCACGCACCAACGCAACCCCCGAUGGUCACUAUACCCCCUUCCGGGGGUCACCGAGCACCCCAGGAAGCAUACCCCGAAGAAGCUUAUCCACAGGAUACUCAAGAGCAUGAGACUCCGUAUACGUCUCGCCCCGUUCCCGCACGAUCGGAGGCACCAUCUCAGGUGGCUUCUCCUCCACGUUCAGAAGAGCCUUUUGAGCCAGCCUACCGACCCGAAUCCGAGGGACGAGAACCCAGCCCUCCAAGGCCUCUCCCGACACCUCCGCAGAGACCGACAGAGAUUGCGCAUGAAGCCCCAACAGGCCCGUCAGGAGUGCAUGAAGCCGCUGGAACCCAACCACCAGGUGUUCAAGACCAUGCAGCUAUCCCUGCAGAUAUUCGCGGAGCAACAGCUGCACGUCCAGCAACCACCGGACCAGCAGCGAUCCGUUUACUCUCCCCUGCCGAUCGCCGGACAGUGAGCCUCGCUCCUAUCAGCGGACCGGCAACUAUCGAUCACUCCGCAGCUCAACCAAGUGCACCUGAGCCAAUUGCGGCCGGGGCUCCCUCAUUCGACCCACAUGCUUUUGAAGAAAUGCUCGCCCACCAGAGCAGUGUAGCUGAGGAAGCAGAAAGAUUGCGACAGGAUGCGUUCACCGCUGCCCAAGCCGAACGCGAACGCCUCGCUCAACAGUGGGAGUCACAGGAACAAGAACGACAGCGCCAAUUCGAAGAGGCGCAACAGGCCCGACAAAGAGAGUUUGAUGACACCGAGAACGGCAGGGCAGCAGAAUGGGAGCAACAACGACAGCAUGCGUCCGAGCAGGCCGACACCCUCCUGCAGCAACUGGAACAGGGCAUCGGCUUGCCACGAUCCAGGUUCCCGUCUCGGUCACGCCCCGGCUCGGCUGAAGGUCCUGGGCAAACCGGUCCCAUCGAGGUGGGCGAAGAAGUACCGCUAGACACAAUACCUUCCAUCCGUCCCAGCCCGGCCAGGACUGCCCCACGACCGGAAGAAUUGAGCGACCAUGGGAUGUCACCUCUGGGAAUCGAAGAGCCCGAACUCCCUCCUGAGGCCCUUGAGGCCCCUCCCUUGCCCGAGGAAGACCUGGACGAGGCACCCGAACUCCCGGAAGGUCUGGAAGAACCCGAGCUUUCUCCCAUUCAGGAGGAAGGCCCAGCACGCCGGAAUAUACCCGCCGUCCGUAUUAGCUCACCCGAUCGCCGUAUGGCGUACGCACCUGAGCCUAGGACUGAUGUUGGAGGAGCUCGCACCCCACUCAGGGGAGCCGUGACUCCCUCUCCCCCUGCUGAGAUUCCGGCGUUGUCUAGUCCUGCUGGAGGUCCGACAACGAUCUCCAGCCCUGCUGCAGUUCCGGCAAGUCUUCGCAGCCCCGGUGCAGUUCCGACAACACUCCCCAGUCCUGCUGGAACUCCGGCAACCCUCUUUACUCCUGCUGAUGUUCCGAUACCACUAUCCCCCCCCACCGAAAUCCCGGAGAUCUCCUCACCUCCCGCUGAGACUGAGGCUCCUUCAGGCACUGCCUUGCCCCCUGCCUCCAUGCCGGCAAUUCGUAUUAGCUCCCCAUAUCGUGUUCCGAUCCCAGGAGGCCAGACCUCUACAGCGGCACCACCAGGCAUUGUCCUCAAAACAGAUGGAAGUGCGGUACCGAUCGCCGGAGACGGGAAUGUCCCUGCCGUAAGCUUAGGCGAUCCGACUACUACCACUGCACCGGAACUGGCCGAGCGUUUGCGCAUUGCGGAAGAGGCGGCGGCUGCGGGUGCGGAAGCACAAAGGCAAUACGACGAAGAGCGCCAGGCUCGCGAAGCCGAGCAUCAAGCUGCCCUGGAGCAGGAGAGAGAACGUAUCCGCCAGCUUGAAGAAGAGUUGGCCAACGUCAAAAAUGCAGCCAGCCAAGAAAGGCAAGAUCGUAUGGCGGCUGAUCUUGAGCGCCUCGAAACGGAGCGUGCUGAGCAAGCUAGACGCGAGGCAGCGUACACGGACGAAUUGAGGGAUAUCAAGAACUUGCUACAAGACCGCACCAACGAGCAGAGAACUUGGCGUGACCAAGACGAGGAGCGUCUCCAAACCAAGGAAACGAGAUACACCCAGAAGCUCGAGAGGCUGCAGAAACUGGAGGAACUCCUGGGCCAGAUUCUCAAUGGACAAGAGAACGACAGGCGGAAGGCGGAAGAUGAUGCGGCGGGACGUCCAACUCUCGAAAGCGUGUUAGAACAGCUGAAGGAGCAAGCCGCAACCCAGCGCGACCUUCUAAAUCAAAUGCAGGAGGCAUGGCGGGCGGAUGCAGACCGACGGCACUUUGAGACGCUGGAGGCCGUGAGGGAGACGGCAAACCAGCAAAUACCCUUCAACGUUCAAACUUACCUCAAUGACUUCAGCAAAGCACUUGCGGCGGAGGUUCGUAUGUUGCUGUCCGAAGUGGGCAAGCUCCGCGAAGAGCGACGUAACCUGCAAUUCGAAAUCAGUGCGUUGAUGGGCAUCAAGGCCAAGCAUGGGCCUGGUGGUAUCUUCCAACCAGAGUUCACACUACCUGACGAUAAACCCCUGGCUCCUGCUCCUGCUCCCGCUCCAGCACCAACGCCACCGCCGCCACCCGCGCCUGCAGCAUGGCACCGCGUGCAUGGCAAAGCAGAUCGUCCACGCCGAGGAAAGAAGGGCAAGGAGGAAGCACCCCCGCCUGCUGCUGCGGCGCCGCCGCCUCCCCCCCCAGCGUCGUGGAUUACGUGGCAACCCAACCCUAUGCUACCUCAACCCGCGCCCACUGCUCCUUCAACCGCCGCUUCUACUCGCGUUCCUGGGUUGUUCGGUCCUCGUUCACCCAGCCACAAAGACGGAGAACUCCCGUAAUUUCUUUAGUUAUUUGUGCCUUUUCUCUAGUUACUUUGCAUUUCCC
This is a messenger RNA of Dacryopinax primogenitus, 3280 nucleotides long. RefSeq lists its product as uncharacterized. Lineage: Eukaryota; Fungi; Basidiomycota; Dacrymycetes; Dacrymycetales; Dacrymycetaceae. The transcript is spliced from 10 exons. The record is from RefSeq and is a predicted model, not a curated record. The coding region runs from base 1 to 3234 and encodes 1077 amino acids.